AUGGACGCUGAGGAUUACAAGGUAAAAGACAUUACAUAAGCCGAUUUUGGAAGAAAGGAAAUUAACUUGGCUGAAGUAGAAAUGCCAGGUUUGAUGUCUGCUAGAGAGGAAUAUGGACCAUAAUAAAUUUUGAAGGGAGCUCGUAUCUCUGGAUCAUUACACAUGACCAUCUAAACUGCUGUUUUAAUUGAAACACUCUAAGCUUUGGGAGCCUAAGUCAGAUGGUGUUCUUGCAACAUCUUCUCUACUUAAGAUCACGCUGCUGCUGCUAUUGCUUAAGCCAAGUCCGCAGCUGUGUUUGCUUGGAAAGGUGAAACCUUAUUAGAAUAUUGGGAAUGCACAGUCAGAGCCUUGGAUUGGGGAAAUGGUCAAGGACCCACUUUGAUUGUUGAUGAUGGUGGUGACAUGACAAUGAUGCUAUUGGAAGGUGUCAAAUGGGAAAAGAAAUACGAAGCUAAUGGUGAAUUACCAGAACCAGCAAGAGCUGAAUCUGAAGAUGAAUAAGCAUUUUUGACAGUCUUGAGAAGAGAAAUCUAAUAAACACCAAACAAAUUCAGAAACUAUGUUGCUCAAGUCAAGGGAGUUUCAGAAGAAACAACCACUGGAGUUCAUAGAUUAAAGUAAAUUGCUGCCAAAGGAGAAUUAUUAUUCCCAGCCAUUAACGUUAAUGAUUCAGUUACCAAAUCUAAAUUUGAUAACAUCUAUGGAUGCAGACACUCAGUUAUUGAUGGUAUUUUCAGAGCCACCGAUGUCAUGUUGUCAGGAAAGAAAGCAUUAGUUUGUGGAUAUGGAGAUGUCGGAAAAGGAUGUGCUUAAGCUUUGAAGGGAUAAGGUUGCAGAGUUUAUAUCACAGAAGUUGAUCCAAUCUGUGCUCUCCAAGGAUGCAUGGAAGGAUAUGAAGUCGUUAGACUUGAAAAAGUUAUUAAAGACAUUGAUAUCUUCAUAACAGCUACUGGAAAUAAGGAUAUUAUCACAGCUCAACACAUGUCUUAAAUGAAACACAAUGCUAUUGUUGGUAACAUCGGACACUUUGAUAACGAAAUUGACAUCAAAGGUUUGAAAUAAUGGGAAGGAAUUAAGAGAGUCCAAAUCAAACCAUAAUGUGAUUAAUGGAUUUUCCCUGAUGGACAUGGAAUUAUCAUGUUGGCUGAAGGCAGAUUACUUAACUUAGGUUGUGCCACAGGACAUCCAUCAUUUGUUAUGUCUAACUCAUUCACAAACCAAACCUUGGCUCAAAUUGAAUUGUGGGUUAACAGAGACAAUGGAAAAUAUGGAAAUCAAGUUUACAAAUUACCAAGAGAACUUGACGAGAAGGUUGCAGUCCUCCAUCUUAAGAAAUUAGGUGCUGAACUUACCGUCUUGACUAAUGACCAAGCCACAUACAUUGGUGUCAGCUAAAAUGGUCCAUUCAAACAUGAAGAUUACAAAUAUUGAUCUAUUGUAUAAAAUAAAUAAACAAACACACCAUCCAAAUCAUA
Paramecium tetraurelia is the source of this 1478-nucleotide messenger RNA. RefSeq lists its product as uncharacterized. Gene Ontology annotation, molecular function: adenosylhomocysteinase activity. The record is from RefSeq and is a predicted model, not a curated record. Gene Ontology annotation, biological process: L-methionine cycle. NCBI's taxonomy places the organism in Eukaryota, Ciliophora, Oligohymenophorea, Peniculida, Parameciidae. The transcript is spliced from 2 exons. Gene Ontology annotation, cellular component: cytosol.